Molecule: messenger RNA, 837 nt
Organism: Phacochoerus africanus (Common warthog)
Lineage: Eukaryota; Metazoa; Chordata; Mammalia; Artiodactyla; Suidae
Product: keratin-associated protein 10-7-like
Exons: 2
Coding region: 1-837 (278 amino acids)
Cellular component (GO): keratin filament
Source: RefSeq, a predicted model, not a curated record
AUGGCCGCCUCCACCCUGUCCGGCUGCUCCAGCGACCUGAGCUACGGCAGCCACGUCUGCCUGCCCGGUCCCUGUCACCCCUGCACCGGCUCCUCCUGGCAGUGGGACGACUGUCCAGAGAGCUGCUGCGAGCCCCCCUGCUGCGCCCCCAGCGGCUGCACCCCCGCGCCCCGCCUGGCCCUCGUCUGCACCCCAGCGAGCUGUGAGCCCAGCCCCUGCCUGUCAGGCUGCACCAGCUCCUGCGCCUCCUCCCCCUGCCACAGUUCGAGCUGCCAGCCGUCCUGCUGCACCUCCUCCCCUUGCCAGCCGGCCUGCUGUGUGCCCGUCUGCUGCAGGCCCGUGUGCUGCAGGCCUGUCUGCUGCAGGCCCGUCUGUUGCACACCCGUCUGCUGCAGGCCCGUCUGUUGCACACCUGUGUGCUGUGAGGCCUCCCCGUGCUCAGACUCCUGCUGCCAGCAGUCGAGCUGCCCGUCGUCCUGCUGCACCUCCUCCCCCUGCCAGCAGGCCUGCUGUGUGCCCGUCUGCUGCAGGCCCGUCUGCUGCAGGCCCGUCUGUUGCACUCCUGUCUGUUGCACACCCGUGUGCUGCGAGGCCUCCCCCUGCUCGGCCUCGUGCUGCCAGCCCAGCCCCUGCCCCUCGUCCUGCUGCAGACCCUCGUCCUCCGUGUCUCUCCUCUGCCGGCCCGUGUGCCGCCCCGCCUGCUGCGUGCCCGUCUCCUCCUGCGGGGCCCCCGCCUCCUGCUGCCAGCCCAGCUGCUGCCGCCCAGCCUCCUGCAUGUCCCUGCUCUGCCGCCCUGCGUGCUGCGUGCCCGCCUCGGCCUGCGAGUCCUGCUGCUGA